CGCACCACCACACGGCCGCGCAGUUGCGAUCUUGCUGAAAAGGCCUGGCAGGAGGUUGAGCUGUUGGUAUGAUGUCGGAAAUGCAUGAGCUGUCCGAGCUGUAUGAAGAGAGCAAUGACCUGCAGAUGGAUGUGAUGCCGGGCGAGAGUGACCUUCCGCAGAUGGAGGUAGGCAGCGGGAACCGGGAGCCAUCCCCGAAGCACUCCCGCAGCCGGGCCCCGCCACGGCUCGAGGAGGAAGGCCCAAUGGAGGAGGAGGGGGCCCAGCCCAUGGCGGAGCCAGAGGGGGGCCGAGGCCUUGCUAGCCGGCCCAGCCCCGAGGAGCAGCCAGGCCAGAUCGCGGGCCCUGACUUCGAGAGCGAGGACGAGGGCGAGGAAUUCGAUGACUGGGAGGACGACUAUGACUAUCCUGAAGAGGAGCCUCUGAGCGGCGCAGGCUACAGGGUGUCAGCGGCCCUUGAAGAAGCCAACAAGAUGUUUCUGAGAACAUCCAGAGCAAGAGAAGCAGCCCUGGAUGGCGGUUUUCAGAUGCACUACGAGAAGACCCCGUUUGACCAGCUGGCUUUUAUCGAAGAGCUUUUUUCACUUAUGGUUGUCAAUCGUCUGACCGAAGAACUCGGCUGUGAUGAAAUUAUUGAUAGAGAGUAGUUAAAUGCUGUUAAAAAAAGGAGGAAACUACUUGAGGAGAGACCCAACAUUCCACUGGCUCUUGGGUUUAUUCCAAAUAGUUCCGUGCCAAUGAGAAACUUGAUCUUCAAAAAAAAAAAAAACAACUUUUUUUUGUUUGUUUGUUUUGCA
This is a messenger RNA of Molossus molossus (Pallas's mastiff bat), 797 nucleotides long. It is a transcript of the gene EID1, whose product is annotated as EP300 interacting inhibitor of differentiation 1. The record is from RefSeq and is a predicted model, not a curated record. Gene Ontology annotation, cellular component: nucleoplasm. NCBI's taxonomy places the organism in Eukaryota, Metazoa, Chordata, Mammalia, Chiroptera, Molossidae. The transcript has a single exon. The coding region runs from base 69 to 647 and encodes 192 amino acids. Gene Ontology annotation, biological process: negative regulation of DNA-templated transcription. Gene Ontology annotation, molecular function: transcription corepressor activity.